CAUGGAAUGCUGGGUCAUAUCUGGACCUCUCUGUUUCUCAGGGGAUCAGGGAGCCCCCAACCAGACGCAGGCCACCACUGUUGUGGGGCACCUGCUGAGGGACCACAUGGAGGAGAGGAACAGUACCAACUUCACCAGGGCCCUGAAGCUUCCAGAUGGGACCAGUGCUGCCUGGUACAUCCUCACCAUCUUUGGCAUCUACGGAGUGAUCUUCCUCUUCCAGUUGGCCAGCAACAUCCUCAGAAAGAAUGAUAAGUCCUUGGAAGAUAUUUAUUACUCAAAUCUGACGUCUGAACUCAAAAAGAAAGGGCUCCAGAGCAAGGUAGCCAAAUGCUCUUCACUGACCAUUAGCAACAGAGCUGUCCUGCAGCCCAGCAAGGCCAGUCUGGGACCAACAUGUGGAAACAAAGAGUCCCAUGCUGAAAUCCAAGGGAUCCCUUGAAAGUCAAGGCAAGAAGGUCUCUCUAACAGAGGCCCAACCUUCUUUCUAGGGGAGAAGCUUUGGGUUUACCUGGAACCUUGUGAGAGGAGUCGAGCCUUUGAGUGGGGCUGGAAGAGCAUC
This is a messenger RNA of Phacochoerus africanus (Common warthog), 562 nucleotides long. RefSeq names its product small integral membrane protein 34 (gene SMIM34). The record is from RefSeq and is a predicted model, not a curated record. NCBI's taxonomy places the organism in Eukaryota, Metazoa, Chordata, Mammalia, Artiodactyla, Suidae. Bases 2 to 442 code for a protein of 146 amino acids. The transcript has a single exon.